UGGCACCACGGUGGUUGCCCUGGGCGGGAGCACUCCAAGCAAAAGCCCGGGCGAAUGCUCCCGAGAGAAGUGGCAAAUUGGCAAACGCGCUGGCUCUGCCGCGCUUUUCGCGACCUUGCUGAAAAGAGGCUUUCGGGGUCCUUCCUGCCUAUUCCGCCACGGUAAAAUAAUGCUCCCGUCCGCCACCGCGGCAGCAGUCAAACGAUGCCUGGUUUACCUACCACUCCAAGUGUGAACUUGGAAGGUCCCAAGUUCGUCGCACCGGAUAAGGCUUACAGGAGGAAAUCGGUGGUCUAAAGGCUGUGGAUCUUCUAGGGUUAAAACAAAUAGGAAAGAGCAAAAGCGAGAAAAGAGGGGAAAGAAGGACAUGAAUUUCCGGAGCCUGGAGGAGUUCUGGGCGUAUUAUGUGAGCCAGCACUCCAAGGCGUCGACCCGGCGGUGGCACUUCUUCGGCACCCUCUCCGCACUCCUCUGCCUCCUCUUCUCCCUCCUCCUCCUCAACCUGUGGCUCCUCCUCCUCGCCCCUUUCUUUGGUUACGGCCUCGCCUGGUACAGUCACGCCUUCGUGGAGCGCAACGCCCCCGCCACCUUCUCCCACCCUCUCUGGUCCCUCCUCUGCGACCUCAAGAUGUUCGGCCUCAUGCUCACCGGCCGGAUGGACCGCGAGAUCAAGCGCCUCGGCAAGAGGCCCGUCCUGCAGGCCUUCUGAUCGCCUCCUCCUUUUCUUCCCUUCUCGGCAAUUAUUUGCGCUUAAAUCGCUGCGACCCGAUCUUCCACCUGUAAUUAUUAUUCUAUCUGGCUUUACCGAUUAAUUUUAUGCGAUGGUGAUAUCUGAUGAAUGGAUCUUCUGCAUAAAUCUCUCGCGUAAAAGUUUUUUUUUUUCUUCGCUGCUUUUUCAUCGUUCUAGUUUAGAUCUUAAUAAUCGGACUUCGCCCGCUAUUCUCCCAAUAGCACGUGCCUUUGACCCCUUUAACUCUGGAAUGAAUUUAAGUGCUCUUCCCCUUUCUUUUCAAGGAAAAUAAAAGGACCAGAUUUGAUUAAAAAAACAAGGAAAAGGUCUUGGAUGAGUGUGGAGUCUCUGUAGCAACCUUGCUUGCAAUUGUUUCUGGAUCCUGUUCAGUUCUUUCUUACAGUAUCUGGGUUGUCUUCCACUCUAUUGUCGAAUUGCAAAGAUUGACUGAUUGGAGGAAGAGAUCUUGACGAUGACAUAAGACAGAAUAAACGAUUCUUUAUUACAGAAAUAUAGUAUAAUGGGGAACUAAAUUAUCAAACAGAUAAAUUGAUUCCAAAGGACAGAGCAGAACAUGUAUGGGGAAAAUAUACAGACAUCAUUUCUUUCAUGCUAUGGCUAACAGACAGAUUAAUGCCAAAUAAGAUUUUAUUAAUAUGGAAGGUGGAUUGUUGACAGCAUCAUAGUUUGUAUGCAUUGGUCUUUGAGUAGAACUUUUCUUGAUGAUAUGAAAUUUUCUUAGCUUACUUUGGCUUGAAAAGGAUGUCUUAUAAUGGAUCUUGACAUUGAUUAGCUUUGUGGAGAGCUGUUUACUACUCAGGUGAUCUUGCUUUUAAUAUAGCUUUCCUUAAAAGUUUUUCUCAGGUGAUCUUAUUCUUGUUGUUCAAGUGUUCUCUAGUAAAGAUCGGGUAAGUGAGACGACAGAUUUAAUUUGGUUACUCUAUAUCAAUGAAGCGAGAUAGAGAGUCAAGACUUUAGACUUUGGCUCCUUAUUUCGAGCAUUUAUGAUGUUCUGAAAUUGCUAUUUUGUUACAUAAGUAUGGUUAUCGAUGGAGUCUUCUCAUGCACAAGCAGCUUGUGUUAAAUAUAAGAGAAUAUCAAAUGUGACUCUUUCAGUUAAUGAAUGUAAUUCUUAGGGAAAGAUCAACUUUAAAGGCUUUAUUUUUGACAUGGAUAUUAAGAAAAACUAUGAUUGUGUGGGUUGUCUUUCCUUGCCUAUAUUUUUGGGAAAAAAAUUCUGCUUGAAGCCAUUUGAUAUAUCUUAUUUUUAUAUGUUAAUCAGCAUCCCUUUGUUUUUUUUCUUUUUAAGCUCUCAAAUUUCAUUAAGAAUUUCUCGAAGAAAUAUAGCUGAUAAGUAAUCUAAGUAUGAAAUACAAGUAUAUGUUGCUUACUGUUGUUUUAUGUCUUUACAUAUAUUCGAGCUUGAAAUUAAGACUUGUGUUUUUAAUAUUAAACUGUGAGCUGAUUUCAGGUCAUAGUUCUUGUAAGUUUGGUAGAUAAAUCAUUUCAGUAAAUUUGUUGUUAGUUAUUACAGUGUGUUAAAAUAAAAGGAGGAUAUACCAAUAUGGCAUAUGCUGGAUAGAGGCUUAUGUUGAUAGUUUCAAAUGGAAUUUUUAGAUUACUAGAUGUUUGUGUAGCUUUAGAUUUUAAGAAUGUCCCUGUUAAAUCUUUAAUCACAGGAGUUGUGAUAGGUCCUGGGUUAACGAUUCUUGCACAUAAAUUGAAAACUUAAGAAACAGCAAUUGCAGCAGCACUUCUAAUUAUGUCGCAGCAGUAUGCAAACACUUUGGUUGGAUUCUUUUAUGGCUAUAGCUUAAUAAAGAUUCUUAUUGAUAGAACUUUUUAAGUAUCAAGCUCCUGUGAAUCUCUUAUUUCGUAUGCAAGUGUUUUCAUCACCAGUCAUCAUCUAAGCACUGCAGUAGGUGGUGGAUAGUCGGUGGUUACCUAUUGUACUUUAAAUUAGUUUCUUUUGUUAGCUAAUGUUUGGUUGUCACUUGUGCCACACCCCCCCCCCCCCCCUGCCCAGUAUGACGAGAAAGUAUAAGGGCAGAUAGAUUUUUAGCUUUGUUUACAAUAUAUCAACUGUUUCCAUUUUCUUUCUCUUUUUUUUGAUGAAAAAGGGAGGCUGAAAGAGGGAGCCACCCAUCUCUUAUUAGGAGGAACCAAAGAAAAAUUACAUUGAAGAGGGUCAGUUACAGGGGGUAAGAUGUAUCAGUAGGACAAAAGCUGCCUUUUCAAGUUACAGGCUAGAACAAAAUCCAAGAUCUGUGAGACAGAGGAGUUUAACAGUGAAGGGUCAAUAUUAGUUCUCAGCCAGUAAGAAGCAAUGGAAAAAGAUUCAGCCGGCAGCGAUUCACUCAAAAAGAAAGGUCUCUCAGUAAUGCUGGCAAGGGCAGAUGGGAACCAAUGCUGCCAGAUUGCAAGAAGAUAAACCAAUUCAGUCGGAGGAAGUAAUUAUUCAACUUGAAGUCCAUUGGUUAAUCAGCUGACAACACAUAAGGCACUUUCCUCACUGUACUCCACAUUCUACCAAAGGAGGAAAGAAGCUUGGGCUCAGUCAUAAUAAGCGACCAGUCAUUGAAAUAUCGCGGUCCCACAGCAGCGACCUGUGCUACAGAUGAAUCCUUGUGAAGGAAAAUCCUCACAUUCCUUUCUUUCCAGCACGACCAAGUCAUUGCCGCGAAGAGCAUAAGAAUCACGGGCUGUGCAUAUUUAGAGAAAUUUCUGAUUCUCCAGUUGAUAUAGAGGUGUUCAAAAGAAGUUCUAGGAUGUGAAUCCCCAAGAGCAAAACAGAUUGCUGACCAAAUGGAGGAGAAGAAUGGACAAACGGAGAGCAGAUGGUCCACCAUCUCCUGUCUCUGCUGACAGAAGAUGCAACACCCCAUGUUUUUGUUCAGUUUGUUCCCCAUAAGUUCUAUUGUGUUCAGCUUUUUUCCCAGCAUAACCAGAGAAAACAUCUGAUUUUUAAGGGCGCUUGGAGACUCCACAAAGAAGCUGCAAAUUGGCAUCUGAUCCCCCUGGUAUUCAGAAAUAAGUAUAGAGAUGCUGUAGAGAAGGUUUUCUUGUUAUCCGCUUUCCCCUGCACUUGAUCAGCCUUCUGAUUCAGAGUAACAUAAGCUAACAGAGAUAUAAGAUGGUUGAAUUGAGUCUGAGCAUCAACUGAGGGUCUUACAGGCAAUCUGAUCUUCGCAGAGGAUAUCAGCUACAGAUCUGUUCUUUGAGCUAAGAUCGUAUAGUGAGGGAAAGAUGGAUUGUAAUGGGGCAUCAGUCAGCCAAUUGUCUUUCCAAAACAGUAUGCCUCAGGCUGUUUCCAAUCAAGAAUUGGGUCCUAUUCCAAAAUACUGGGAGAGAGGACAAUGUCACGUCAAAGGCUCCAGCACCCUCUAAUGAGCUUCCAACUCACCGAAAGCUUCACUUUCCUAUGAUAGGCGAAUUGAAUUUAUUUUUCCCAUAGGCCAGAAGGGAUAGGUUGAAUUGAUCGAGGUAUUUACACGCAAAUGUAUCCCCAUCCCCAUUUGGCCAGAAGGGAUUUGUUGAAUUGAUUGAGGUCUUUUGCACCGAGUCCACCCUCUUCUUUUUGAAGGCACACUGUCUGCCAAUUCACUUUGCAAGACAACCCUUUUGUGGAUGCCGUGCUUUGCCAAAGAAAACCAUCUAAUGCAAUCGAUUUUCUUUAGGACCUAUGCUGAAACCUUGAAGAUGGACAUGAAGUAAGUGGGGAGAGAUGCGACAGCCGAAUUGACUAAGAUGAGCCUCCCUCUUGCUUCUCCAAGAUGCCAAUUUAGUUUCAACCUCUGCACUAGCACCAUCCAAUCAGCUUUUUAGGUUUCGUUCUGCGUAGAAUAGUUUAAGAGAAGAGGCACCAGUUGACGGUUUAGUCAUUCACCACAGUUUGCUCCUGCAGAGGAGUACUGACAGAUACCUGAAAUUGAGCUCUUUUGGUGGUUGAUAGAGAGCCUCCAGACCAUUUCAAAACUGAACAGAAUGAUCUUCAAUGCCGCAUAGAAUUCUUUUCUCGCCCUUAAAAAGAUCAGCGUAUCAUCAGCAUAUAGGAGCAUUUUUGUACCACCAUGUAUCCAAGGGUUCAUUUCUGUACUUGCUCUUGUGGAGUUGUAGGUUCAUUUUGUAUUGUACAUACUUUAGUACCUAGGGAACAAGUACACUACCUCCAAUUCCAUUGCAA
Phoenix dactylifera (date palm) is the source of this 4913-nucleotide messenger RNA. Lineage: Eukaryota; Viridiplantae; Streptophyta; Magnoliopsida; Arecales; Arecaceae. The record is from RefSeq and is a predicted model, not a curated record.